CGCGGGCAGGGAAGGAGCCUGGCACCGUUGGCAUCUGCGCCCCGAGUUGGAGAAGAAGCCGGGGAGCUGGUGGCCACCUUCUGGGCUGCUUUCUUCCUGGUCUUCAAAAGGGCAGAAAUGCCUGAAGGGGCGGACUCGGCACCGGGCCCAAGCUGGGAAGUUGUCAACAGCAAAGAAGACGGAAGACCCGGGCUCAGCCACUGUAUUGCGGAGUCAUGGAUGAACUUCAGCAUGUUUCUUCAAGAAAUGUCUCUUUUUAAACAGCAGAGCCCUGGCAAGUUUUGUCUCCUGGUCUGCAGUGUGUGCACAUUUUUUACCAUCUUGGGCAGUUACGUCCCAGGGGUUAUACUCAGCUACCUGUUAUUACUGUUUGCCUUUCUCUGCCCACUGUUUAAGUGUAAUGACAUCGGACAGAAAGUCUGCAGCAAAAUCAAGUCCGCUGUGCUGAAACUAGAUUUUGGAAUCGGAGACUAUAUUAAUCAGAAGAAACGUGAGCGAUCUGAAGCAGCUAAAGAAAAAAGUCAUAGCGAUGACAGCGAAUUAGACAUUUCAGCUCUUUGUCCUAAGAUUAGCCUCACAGUUGCUGCCAAAGAGUUGUCUGUGUCGGACACGGACGUUUCCGAGGUCUCCUGGACGGACAACGGAACUUUCAAGCUCUCGGAGGGACACACUCCUGAGACUGAUACUUCGGAUGACCUUGACCGGCCAGGCGAGGACGUUUUCGCGGGAGACCUUGCCGAUUUUCCUGCUCUAGAGCACAGCCCAGGAGCCCAGGAUGAAGACGAGUUUGGCUUUGGCUUGGCCCAGGGGCUCCGGUGCAGGAAGGCGCGCUCGGACAGAGGCCCUCCCGGCGGGGAGAGGCCAGCGGGGGCGGCUCCCGCCAGUGACCCCGACGUCCAGCUGAUGAAAAGCCUGGCCGGGAACGUCAUCACUGCCGCCGUGAAGGCCGCCCUCCAGGAGCAGCUGGAGGGGGCGCCCCAGGCGCUGCUCCAGGCGCUGCCCGGCGCGGGCGAGGACACAGACCCCGAGGAGGCCGACGACUUCGAACUCCUGGACCAGUCGGAGCUGGAGCAGAUGGAGAGCGAGCUGGGACUCUCCUCGGACCCGGACCCCGAGACCGGGAGCAAGCCCGGCUUCUUCUCGCAGCUGCUGGGAGGCGGCCACUAGCCCAGAGCCCCGCCCACGGGGCCGCCCCAGGGACUACCAAAAAAAUCCAAACAAGCAAAAAAAAAAAAAGAAAAAAAAGGGAAAAAAAAAGAACUGUGAGCUUUACUGAUUACUUUAGAUUGGGGUUCCUUUUCCCCCUUCUGCAGUGAAUUAAUUGGAUAUGUAGCAGAUGAUCCAAAUCGGUUAUUUCUUCUUUUUUCUUUUCUUUCUUUCUUUCUUUCUUUUUUUUUUUUUUUUGUGGUGCUGGGGAUCCAAUCCAGGGCCUCACACAUGCAAGGUGAUGCGUUUUGCCACCGAGGGACACACCCGGGCCCCCCCUUGUAGUUUUUUAUGUCACUAGCAUGGAAAUGUACUUCUUCAAUGUAUGUAUAAGUGUAUAUGUUUACAGACAUAUACAUAUACUAUGUUUUCAAAGGUUAAUAUUGGGAGUUGUUUUAAAAACAAACAAACAAACAAACAAACAGAAAACAACAAACGGGAGACCCACCUGUAGUUCUUCCUUUUUUUUUUUGGUUCUAAAAUUAAUUUCUUUUUUUUUUUUCUUUUUGGGUCACACCUGGCGAUGCACAGGGAUUAUUCCUGGUUCAUGCAGUCAGGAAUUACUCCUGGCGGUGCUCGGGGGACCAUAUGGGAUGCUGGGAAUCGAACCCGGGUCGGCCGCUUGCAAGGCAAACGCCCUACCCGCUGUGCUAUCACGCUAGCCCCUAAAAUUAAUUUCCCAAGCAUGCAAACUCAUGGUAAGUCACUGAAAUAUUAAUUAAGAAUACAGGUGGAACCAGCUCCAAAUAUGUCCUUCAUACUUGGAAACAGCUAAAAUUUGGGGGUUAAUUUUAAUGUAAAAAGACAAAAAAAAACCCCAAAAAUAUUCAGGGGUCUUUAGUGGACGGACUUGGAAGAUACUUGCAAAACUAAUCCCUUGGGAAAACUUCUGGAAUAUAAGUCACUCCUUGUCCUGGGUGCAUUGUCCCCUACCAUGAGUUUCCUUGUUCUCUCCUUGUUCUCGACUGGGUCAGCAUCCCCACUGACCUCUGGGCCCGCCUCUUGCAGUACGGUACCAACUUCUUAAAAAACAGGCCCUUAGAUCACUUAAGAUGCCGGUUGGCAUAUCAGCCACGGCUGAGCUGUGUGUGUUGUGUAGUUGUUGACCAUUUGUAAGAGAGGGACCCCGGGGAACCAGGUCUAUCUCACCUACUCAGGACACGGCCGAACACUCGUCUUCCAUGCUAUGUCAUGGGAAAAAGUCUCUUGAAACCAUAAAACGAGUUCUGCUCGGUCUGGGAGUAAUACAUCAGCAGGAGAGAAGCAAUAGCUACUUUUUUUAUAGCCUGUGGCUUCCUGGAGGAGACAUCGCUUGGCUUUAAUAUGUGUCUUCAUUCAUCAUUGGAAUCUCUUUUCUUCUUGGGAGGCUGGAACAGAUUUUCCCUGAUCUGAAGCUUUUUGAGGUCCCCUUGAGGUGACCCAGCUGGAGGCGGGGGGCGGAGCUCAUGGGUACGAGAUAACACUCGCUUUGCAUGUUCCUGAGUCUGGUCCCCCGAACCACGCAAAUCCAACCAAUGAAACAGACAAAUUAAACUUUUUUUUUUUUUUUUUAACAAAGGACUAAAGGGUAGCGAUCACGUGGGUUUUAUUUCUGUGAUACAAAUGUCCAGGAGUGUUGAGGGACCACGUCAGCAGUGAUCAGCCUCCUCUUGAAUUUUCCGUGGCCUGCAGAGAGGAAGAAUCACCCGAGAAUAGAGGAUGUCUGGCCCUCCACCCCGCGUUGCCUCACGUUUCUUAAGACUCCUAGGCAAUCUGACAUUUUAAUGUAGCGUCUCUUAUUUAUUUUUUUUCUUUCUGAGGUACUAAAUAUCUAGACUGAAUUUUGCCAAAUGCUACGGGGAGGCUAGUUCCCGAAGACUCCCCAUCCUUGCUUUUGUGACGGACUCUGUUCCCUGCCCUCCCUGCCUCCUGGCUCUGUGUGAUGCCCUCUAUUGCUACAAAGUGAGCGUGUGCCUUCGUUCUCUUGCCCGUUUUGGUACAAGUGAAAAUCUGGUGCGAGAGCUACAAACCAUGUGGAGUUUGGAGGAAUCUGCCCGAAUUCUAGUCAAUAAGAAUUUCUGGACCUGAAGAAAAAUACAGUCACAUUUAUAUAAAAUAGUUGUUCCCUGGACUCUUUUCUUUCUUUUUUUUUUUUUUUGCAUGUAUGUUUCUUUGUUUAAAAAGUAUCUUUGGGGCCUGGGGAGAUAGCUCAAAGGGCUGGAGCUUAUCCUUUGCUUGCAGAAUAUUCAGGACUCAUCCCUGCCACCAACGUCUCUUCCCCAACACUGCCAGGGGUGGCCCCAAAUCCAAAGAAUAAAAUACCGCAUAAAAAAAAAAGUAUCCUCGGUCGUCAAACCACAAGAUGUAAAGAUUAUUUCAAUUUAUUCAUCAUGGGGGAAAAAGCUAAGUAAAAUAGCCUGGGUAUUUACAUAAGGUACACAUGUCAUGGGAUGCGCUUAUAAGAAGAUAAAUUUAAAGGCUGAUCAUAUGAACAAUAAAACUAGAAUCAACUACAAAUUCAAAGUGUUCUGUGGGGGCUGGGGAUGGUAGCGCUUUGCAUGGGUGAGGCACUGGGUUUGACCCUUAGUACUAAAAUAAAAGGGUGUGUGUGUGUGUGUGUGUGUGUUUGUGCUCAUGUGUGUGCGUGCGUGUGUAAGUGGUUGGUAAUCAGACAAAGUACCAGCACCAUGAAUGGGACAUGCCAGCUCUCUUGACAAGAAGCUUUAUAAUAAGUUAUAUAACUUAAAUAUUAUUCAAGACUAUCUGUGAUUCUAAUGCAACAGUGGUUAUUCAUUCAAACAGAUGCUGACAUUUGUGUGAAUUUUACUCAGGAGGGAGGUGGUAUAUAUCAUGUUUCUGUUUGUGAGAAAAGUAAUAAUAAAUGUUUGGACUCAU
This is a messenger RNA of Sorex araneus (European shrew), 4080 nucleotides long. RefSeq names its product reticulophagy regulator 1 (gene RETREG1). The record is from RefSeq and is a predicted model, not a curated record. The transcript has 7 exons. Gene Ontology annotation, cellular component: endoplasmic reticulum membrane. Gene Ontology annotation, biological process: reticulophagy; negative regulation of neuron apoptotic process. Bases 118 to 1167 code for a protein of 349 amino acids. NCBI's taxonomy places the organism in Eukaryota, Metazoa, Chordata, Mammalia, Eulipotyphla, Soricidae.